AUGUCGGACGCCGUUACUAUCCGUACCAGGAAGUUCAUCACCAACCGUCUCCUUGCCCGCAAGCAGAUGGUCGUUGACAUUCUCCACCCCAACCGCGCCAACAUCUCCAAGGAUGAGCUCCGCGAGAAGCUCUCCGGCAUGUACAAGACCGACAAGGCCGUCGUUUCCGUUUUCGGUCUCCGCACCCAGUUCGGUGGAGGCAAGACCACCGGUUUCGCCCUUAUCUACGAUUCCGAGGAGGCCCUCAAGCGCUUCGAGCCCAAGUACCGCCAGGUCCGCGUCGGCGCUGCCGAGCCCCGUGGUGCCCACUCCCGCAAGCAGAUCAAGGAGCGCAAGAACCGCUCCAAGAAGCUCCGCGGUAUGGAGAAGGUCCGUGGACCCAAGCCCAAGAAGGGUCAGGAGUAA
Saitoella complicata NRRL Y-17804 is the source of this 405-nucleotide messenger RNA. Its product is annotated as 40S ribosomal protein S24-A. NCBI's taxonomy places the organism in Eukaryota, Fungi, Ascomycota, Saitoellomycetes, Saitoellales, Saitoellaceae. Gene Ontology annotation, molecular function: structural constituent of ribosome. The transcript is spliced from 4 exons. The record is from RefSeq and is a predicted model, not a curated record. The coding region runs from base 1 to 405 and encodes 134 amino acids. Gene Ontology annotation, cellular component: ribosome. Gene Ontology annotation, biological process: translation.